This is a messenger RNA of Salmo salar (Atlantic salmon), 1644 nucleotides long. NCBI's taxonomy places the organism in Eukaryota, Metazoa, Chordata, Actinopteri, Salmoniformes, Salmonidae. The record is from RefSeq and is a predicted model, not a curated record.
CUCAUGUUUUGACAACAGAAACCACCAGGAGAGAUCAGAGUCAGAGAUUCUCAGUGGUCAGUCUUCCCAGAGUCAUCAAACAGACCUGGCCUCCAUAUUCAGUUUGCUUGAAGAGAAUAUUAUGACAUUUCUGAAGAAUGAGCUGAAGAUGUUCAAGAGGAUUCUUAGUACAGAACUCCCACAAGGCCUUGAGUGUCAGAAACAGGAUAAGGAAGUGGUGGACACUGAAGAUGAGAAGCAGGAAAGCAGUGCCAGAGAGGGGGCUCUGAAGAUCACACUGCACAUCCUGAGGAAAAUGAACCAGAAGAAGCUUGCUGACACACUGGAGAAAAAUUCAGGUGAUCCUGCUGUGAUUUGUCAACGUGAACUCAAAUCUAAUCUAAAGAAGAAGUUUCAAUGUGUAUUUGAGGGGAUCGCUAAACAAGGAAACCCAACACUUCUCAAUAAGAUCUACACAGAGCUCUACAUCACAGAGGGUGGAAAAGGAGAGGUCAAUAAUGAACAUGAGCUGAGACAGAUUGAGACAACAACCAGGAAACAAGCAAGACCAGAGACUCAAAUCAAAUGUAACGACAUCUUCAAACCCUUAACUGGACAAGACAAACUUAUCAGAACUGUGCUGACAAAGGGAGUCGAGGAAGGCUGUGCUUCUCUGGUCUCAGCUCUGAGGUCAAACCCCUCACACCUGAGAGAGCUGGAUCUGAGUAACAAUGACCUGAAGGAUUCAGGAGUGAAACUGCUCUCUGAUGGACUGGGGAAUCCCCACUGUAAACUGGAGACUCUGAGGCUGUCAGGCUGUCUAGUCACAGAGGAAGGCUGUGCUUCUCUGGUCUCAGCUCUGAGGUCAAACCCCUCACACCUAAGAGAGCUGGACCUGAGCUACAAUCACCCAGGAGACUCAGGAGUCAGACUGCUCUCUGCUGGACUGGAGGAUCCACACUGCAGACUGGAGAAACUCAAUGUGGAACAUGGUGGAGAGUACACAAUGAAACCUGGGCUUAGAAAAUAUGUCUGUGAUCUAACACUGGACCCAAACACAGUAAACAGACUCCUCUCUCUGUCUGAGGAGAACAGAAAGGUGACAUGGAGGAGAGAGAAGCAGCCGUAUCCUGAUCACCCAGAGAGAUUUGAGGACUGUGGACAGGUGCUGUGUAGAGAGGGUCUGACUGGGCGCUGUUACUGGGAGGUAGAGUGGAGUGGAAGAAAGGCUGUUAUAGGAGUGACAUAUAAAGGAAUCAACAGGAGAGGAGGGGGUCUUGACUGUCUGAUUGGAUACAAUGACAAGUCCUGGAGUCUGCGCUGCUCUGACAACAGUUACACUGCCUGUCACAAUAAUAAUCUCACAAUCAUAGACGUCCCAUCCUCCAGUCCCCACAGAGUAGGAGUGUAUCUGGACUGGUCAGCCGGCACUCUGUCCUUCUAUAGAGCCUCCUCUGACACACUGACCCACCUGAACACAUUCACCUCCACAUUCACUGAGCCCCUCUAUCCAGGGUUUAUGGUUGAUGAUGAAGACUCCUCAGUGUCCCUGUAAAUAAUAACCUGAUACAAACACUGGACUCACACACAUCGGGGACACACACACACACUGGACACACACACACACACACACUGGACACACACACACACACACACUGGACACAC